ACUUCCGCCCCUUUAAUGACGGCUGUCGGCGACGGACCCUCCAAAGGGCGUUUCCGGUGCGAGGCGGAUGUGGCCGAGAGGAGCCGAAGGUUGAGAGCGGGAGUUACGCGAGCCAUGGAGGAGGUUCAGCGGCGGCAUCCGCGACGAUCUCUGAAGAAACUAAGCGAGGACAGCCUGACCAAGCAGCCAGAGGAAGUCUUUGAUGUGCUGGAGAAACUUGGUGAAGGGUCCUAUGGCAGUGUGUUCAAAGCAAUCCACAAGGAGUCAGGCCAAGUGGUGGCAAUCAAACAGGUCCCGGUAGAAUCAGACUUGCAGGAGAUUAUCAAAGAGAUCUCCAUUAUGCAGCAGUGUGAUAGUCCUCAUGUGGUAAAGUACUAUGGAAGCUAUUUCAAGAAUACAGAUCUGUGGAUCGUCAUGGAAUACUGUGGAGCCGGUUCAGUGUCAGAUCUUAUUCGGAUAAGGAAUAAAACGCUAACAGAGGAUGAGAUUGCCACAAUCUUACAAUCCACGUUAAAAGGGUUGGAAUAUCUACACUUCAUGAGAAAGAUCCACAGGGACAUCAAAGCUGGAAACAUCUUGCUGAACAACGAGGGGCAUGCUAAACUGGCGGAUUUUGGAGUUGCGGGUCAGCUUACUGAUACAAUGGCCAAGAGGAACACAGUGAUUGGGACUCCAUUCUGGAUGGCACCCGAAGUGAUCCAGGAAAUCGGUUACAAUUGCGUGGCGGACAUCUGGUCAUUGGGGAUUUCAGCGAUAGAGAUGGCUGAAGGGAAGCCCCCGUACGCGGACAUUCAUCCAAUGAGGGCUAUUUUCAUGAUUCCAACAAACCCACCACCAACAUUCCGGAAACCAGAACUCUGGUCAGAUGAAUUUACAGAUUUCGUGAAGCAGUGUUUAGUUAAAAACCCAGAGCAAAGAGCUGCUGCUACACAGCUCCUACAGCAUCCAUUCAUUAAAAGUGCCAAACCUGUGUCAAUCUUGCGGGACCUGAUCAACGACAUGAUGGAAAUUAAACUGAAGCACAAAGAGGCACAGCAGCGGGACAUAGACCAGGAUGAUGACGAGAACUCGGAAGAAGAAGACAGUGAUUCGGGCACCAUGGUGAGAGCAAGUGCCGACGACACAGGGACCAUGAGAGCUGCCAGCACGAUGAGUGACGGUGCCCGGACAAUGAUCGAGCACGAGAGCGACACUCUGGACUCUCAGAUGGGGACCAUGGUGAUCAACAGUGAAGACAGUGAAGUAGACGGAACAAUGAAACAGAAAGAUGAGACGAUACAGCAGAGUAAACCGUCCUUCCUGGAGUACUUUGAGCAGAAGGAAAAAGAGAAUCAAGCCAACAGCCACAGUAAUCGAAACGCAGUUCAGGGCUCAUCUGAUAACUGGAAGGUGCCACAGGAUGGUGACUUUGAAUUUUUAAAAAGCUGGACCGUUGAAGAAUUGCAGAGGAGACUCGCAUCACUGGACCCCACGAUGGAGCAGGAGAUCGAAGAGAUUCGCCAGCGCUAUCAGGCCAAGAGGCAGCCCAUCCUGGAUGCCAUCGAUGCCAAAAAACGACGGCAGCAGAACUUCUGAGACUCUCCCGGGAGUUCCCACCAGCGGGGCAAUGGGUUGAACCCGCUCAAGGCUCUGUGAAGAAGCAUUGUCUCCAAAGCACACAUGCACACACAUUCAUACACACUUACACAGCAUACAUAGCACACGAUCCUUACUGUUACUUUGCACAUACAGGUACACACACACUUAGGGGGAGUAUACAGAUUUGCACUCAUUCCCUGUCCCUCUCCCCCUCCCCCUCUUCCUCCACCCUCCAUCCUUCUCUCUCUCUCCCCCUCCCUCCCUCCAGAUAUUCUUUUUAUAUGUCUCUGUAUCUCUCUCUAUAUCUCCCCCCCCCCCCACUUCGUCUCUCUCUCAAACAUAGACUCUCACACAGACACAACAAAACAGCUCUCUUACCAUGGACUAAUAGGCACGUUGCCCCCUCUAACCUCAGGAGUCUUGCUUAUGGUUAAGUGGCUUUUAAGGAGCCACCACCAGGAUGAACAUUGUUUUUAUUUUAUUUUUUAAAAACUAUUUUUCUAAGAUUUUUUUUCCGGAAGCCAUCAUCAUUCUGAGAAACCUUAAGCUGUCUAUUUUAAACGAGAGGAGCUCCCCAGAUUAACACUUCUCAACAAAGCUACUGUAUAUCAAGGCUUCGGGCCUAUCCCCAGUCUCCGCUCACCCCUACCUAACCACUAAAGGUUGACUUUGAACUAUGAUGGAACAUCUAUCUCCAAGACAUGAAAUGACCUGGAACAUAAGGAAUUGCGUUCACAGAAAUAUUCUGCUCUGUUUCUCUCCAGUUUCCUCUCUUGAAGUACUGUACUUUACAGUGCCCUCCACAACCAGAAGGCCCAGUGAUCUCUGCUAUUGUAAAUGCUCGAACUGAGACUAAGGCACCAACUAACUUUUGUUAACAUUUUUAUCUCUUAAAAUUUUGUUUCUUACAGCUUUUGCAGCUUUGUAAUUUGUUCUAUCAAAAUAACGAGGUGGUUUUGACAGGUGAACUUGCUGCAUAACAUUAGGAUGAGCCAAUGAAAUGUUUCUGAGAUUGCAGUUUCUUUACUCGUAGUACACCUUGCAGCCAGCUUGUUCCCUGCAACAAAAAUAUCUGUGGAGGUUUAAAAAACUCAGCGGGUUAAUCAGCAUAUUUGGGGGUGAGGGAAUUAACUAUGCAUCAGUCCCCAAUCAGCUCCCACAACGAUCAAUGAAAUAAUAUUCUAAUGUCAGGUUCUUUUUAGAGAGAGAGAGGUUGAUAAAGAAACAAGCAUUGAUCAUGGCACCAGCGGAGAUCUCACCUGCUCUGAGACCGUAGACUUAGGAGCAGAAAUAGGCAAUUCGGCCCAUCGAAUCUGCUCUGUCAUUCCAUCAUGGCUGAUUUAAUAUCACUCUCAGCCUUGUUCUCUUGCCAUCUCCCCGUGACCUUUGACAUGCUUACCUAUCAACCUCUGCUUUAAGUAUACCCAAUGACUUGGCCUGCACAACCGUCUGUGGCAAUGGAGGCGUGGAAUGGCAGCAUUACCCAGAUUCAAUUCCCACUGCUGCCUGUAAGAUGUUUGUACUUUCUUCCCUGUGACCGCGUGGGUUUCCUGCAGGUACUUCAGUUUCCUCCCACAGUCCAAAGAUGUACCAGUUGGUAGGUUAAUUGGUCAUUGUAAAUUGCCCUAUGAUUAGGCUAGGGUUAAAUCGGGGGUUGCUGGACAGCACGGCUCAAAGGGCCGGAAGGGCCUGUUCUGUGCUGUAUCUCAAUAAAAUUCCUCAGGUUCGCCACCCUCUCGCUUUCUAUUUCUCAUUGUUGUCGUCUUUCAGAUGAGUUUCAUAGGACCUUUUAUCUUUAGCUGACAGAGCAGAUGGGGCCACAGCUUAAUGCUGACCUGAUAAUGUGGCACACACGGAAGUUUUACCCUGGCUGUUAUGCCUGCAUUAUGCAUUAAGACUCGAACUUAAGACCAUUUCAUUCUGAAUGAGACUGCUGGCACCUUUACAAAGUGGCAUUUCUGGACUGGCAUCCAUGUCAUGCCAAACCUUUCAGUUCAAAUAUUACACACACAGGAGCUCAUCAGGUCAUGGAGAGGAAUAAACAGUCGACAUUUCAGACCGAGGCCCUUCAUCAGGACUGGAAAGGAAGCCAGAAUAAGCAGGUGGGGGGAGGGGGAGUACAAGCUGGCAGGUGAGAGGUGAUACCAAGAGAGGGAAAACACCAUAUUCUGCAGAUUCUGGAAAUCAAAGUUCAAAGUAAACUUACUUCGAAGUAAGCGUACAUUUUCUUGAGCUACGCACAAAAUGCUGGAGGAAUUUAGUAGAUCAGGUAGCAUCUGUGGAGGGUGGGGACCAAACAGUAAAUAAUUUGAGCCAAGGAUCUUCCUCAGGACGCCCCUCCUGAAAUGCCUACUGUUUGUUCCUCUCCACGGGGGCUGUCCUGACCUCCUGAGUUCCUCCAGGAUUUGUGUGUGUGUGUAUGUUGCUCAAGAUUUCCAGCAUCUGCAAAAAUCUCUUGUGUCCCAAAUAAUUGCAGCGUGUAAAAUGCCCUCAGAUCCUUUGGAUGUUUAAGCAGUUGUUGUUGCUUUUGCUGAUGGUGUUAAAUGCUGCUGUGCUGGCCCUCACUAGGCAUUGCUGUGGUGCCAGUAUCAUCUACUUGAUAUCCACAGCAUUUUCCCUAGUAUGCACUCUUUUACUUAGUCUGUUACUGCUUCGCUUUGGAGCCAGUUGCUCUUUGGUUCUGUAAUUACUCAUGAUCAGACUGCCCUCUAAAUAUAAACUGGUGGAAAUUCAUAGUUUAUUGAAAGUAAUGCUCAGCAAUUUAGAUGGAGCGCAUCAUCAGAAUUCAUUCCUCCGUGAACUCUUGCUGACUAACUUUGUUUCAUACCUUAUUACAGUAUUCACCCUUAAAUGAUCACCCUCCUUAUUAGUGUGAAACUUCUCCAGGCAAUAAGCUUUGAACAUUGUAGAAAUGAUAAUUCGCGCAGUAUUUUGUUUUUUAUUUUGCAGUGUUUAACCAGCAGACGUGGGAUUUAGCACAAAGACAAGAAAAUUUGCUGAAGCUGGGAAUCCAAACAAUGCACACUAAAUGCUAGAGGAACUCAGUAGGUCAGGCAGCGAGUGUGGAGAGGAAUGAACAGUUGACACUUCAGGCCGAGAGCCUUCAUCAGGUUCUGUGAAGAAGCAUUGCUUCCAAAACAUACAUGCAUGCAUACAUUCGUGCACAAACACCACAGGUUCUCACACACAAUUUGCACUGUAACUUUGCACAUGCACUUGAGUGGAAUAUACAGAUUUGCACUCAUUGUGACGCACAGUUACACACAUGCACACAAAGAGAGGAAUAUGCACACUUUCUCUCUCUAUCUCUCACAUAGACCCUCUGGCUCCCUCGGUGGCCCCCCCUUCACUUUCCUCCUCUUACCUCUCUCCCUCUCACUCUUCCUCUUUCUUGCUCUUUUGCCAUCUCUCAUACACGCAUAUACACUCUUUCACACCAGAGAUACGCAUCAAAAUAAAACUGCUCCCAUACCGUGGACUCUUAUGCAGGUGCCUGUCUAACCUUAUCCUUGUGUUCUGAUGAAGGGUCUCUGCCGAGAGUUUAUUCGUCUCUGUAGAUGCUGCCUGCUGAGUUCCUGCAGCAUUUUAUGUGUGUCACUGGAUUUCCAGUGUCAGCAGAAUAUCUUGUGUUGACAGGGUGUCUCUGGGUUGGUUCAGCUGUGUCUUUGCUUGAUGAUAGUGUGUAUCACCUGGCUCACCCAGGGCAGGUGGACAAUACACGACUUGCCUUUACCUCUUUGCAGAUAAAAUUUCACAACCAGAGUGCUUGCUGCUCCUGCAUUUGCAAGAUGCGUCAACGGGUCCAUCCUGCACUUCUCAUGAAGCAGAUCUCAGAUGGAUUAGAACGGCUCUGGUUUCUGUUGCGAGUUGUGCAUUGUGUCGACUCCCUGUGCCCAGAUCCAAUACCUCUCUCCCAUCCAUAAGAUGUCGGAGCAGAGCUAGGUUAUUUGAGCCGAGUCUGCUUCAUGGCCGAUUUGUUAUCCUCUCAGCCCCAUUCUCCUGCCCUCUCCAACAACUGCUGUGAAAUCCACCUGUGGAUGUAAGACCCGUGUACCUCCCACACAGUGUUUUACAGUGGCUGAGUAGCCACCGCAGCCUUGAACAGCACAGUGUAUUAGCAAUGUUGAUAGAGAUGUUUCGGCAGCAGACUGGGAUAUAAUGAUCUGUAAACUUGCCUUAGAAAAUGUACACAAAUUAGCUAAUUGGGAUCCACCCUGGAACAUAUCCACACUUGUUAAAUGUACGGUGUAAAGAAUUUACUCAUCUUGUGAAGAUCUACGCCGUUAUAUUUGAGGUGUGAAAAAGUAGAUUUUCACUGGUGUUUUUCAGUAAACUGGAUUGAAAGUGUUCAAUUUUAAACUGUUUGAGAAAUGCUCAUGAGACAGAAAUGGGCCCAUGUUCCUCUGUUUGUGGCAACCCCAUGCUUGCUUUCUGUAGCUUGUUACAAUGAGAAACUUUGACAUUUUUUCUACCUGAGUCUCUGCACCAUUUUAAACACGAGAUAUUGCAGAGACUUAGAUAAAGAGAAGUAGUUUUGCAGAGGGAUCAAGAACUAGAUGAAGGAUUCCCACAGAGCCUUACCACUAACUGAGGGGUCUGUGGACCCCAGGCUGGGAAUUCUUGAACUAGAGGGAUCGAGGGCACAUAGUGAAGUGACUGGCAAAAGGGGCCAAAAGUGACGCAAGGGUUGUAUUUUAUCUUACACAGCAAGUGGUUGGGUGCCAGGUACAAUCACGGAGGCAACAGUGGUGCUGAAUAAUAGAGUUGUGUAAGAGAAUCUGCAAUACUUUGGGGAUCAAGUGAGACUAGUUGUGAUAAUCUGCAUGAGGUUUCAUUGCAGCCACAGUUCUCACCCUCAUUUGUCUAUAAAGUCCUCUCCUGGAAGAAGAAGAAGCCAUUUUGGUCUUGCAGGAUGUAUCUGAGAGAGGCAAGUCAUUUUUGAAUGGUCCCCCAACACUUGCUGCCUUAUGUUGUCUCCUAACAAAAUGACAUGUCAGAUUGUAAUAAAUAUGCAAAAUAGAGGAUAGAAACAGGAGGAGGUUAUUGUAUAUUCCACUCAGUCAGGGUUGGCCCAUCCUUCACUCCCAAUUACCACUUUCUGUAGUACAGUAACACCUUCGAUCAAAGCAGAUAUUGCCAUCCAAGCAGUUUCUGUGGGAAAAUGCUCUGCAUUCAUGCUUCCUUACAUGUGAAGAAACGUUCCCUGAUUUCAGCAUUCUUUGGAAGGCUCUAAUAUUAAGACUGUUCAUUGUUUGGAAUCCCCUAUGCCACUAAACAACUCUGCUUGACUCCCUACCCAAGGUAGUGUGAGUUAACUCUGUUGUGGCACCAUGUAGUAACACUGCCUGCUCUCGUUACCACCUGGAAUUGUUUUCCCUUGACUAACGAACUUGAGACAGCAGACCUCAAAAGAUAUACGAGGAUUGUAGCAUGUUUGGGAACCGUGAUAAAUUAAGGAAAUUGUUUUAACACCCCGAGUGUCUUGAUGUUCUGUAGGUGGUCCUGUGGAAUCUACUUUCAUUACAUUCUGGACUAGAUUGCAUGUUCCUGGCUGUAACACCGCAAUAACGGAACUUGAUCUCAGUUCUGACGAGCACUCUGACACUCAGGUACUGAAGCCCCCUUGACCUGUGUGAGUGAUGUUGCAAGGACAAUGAGAUUAAAGAGUUUAAUCAUGCAGUAUUUUAUUCAUCUUUCCCCCGGAGUUUUGAAAUUAAUUUCCAAUCUACUGGUGACAGUGAUCCCCAACUUGCACUGUUGUAAAAUCAUGUUUAAUAUAGUUUCUCUUUUAAAACCCAGACACUGUAUAUAUUUGAUCAGUGGUGCUGGGCAUCUACGGAGAGGUAUAAGCAGUCAACAUUUGGGCCAAAACCCUUCAUCUUGUGUUCAGGAAAAUUAAAUUUGCUUAUUUUAUUUUAAGUGAGUACUGCCUGUUUUACUCAGGGCAAAAUAAAAAUGUAAGCUAAGCUGUGAAUUUAACCCAGAAGUCACUUUGGUCUCCACACUCCUCUUAUGAGACAUCAGCCAACAAGUAUGAAAAAGAAAAGCUGUGACAGGCAAAUGGAAAAGUCCACUUCCAACUUACACUAAAGAAUGUGGGUGUUAUUGAGCAGCAUUAUACAGUAUGUGUGCAGAUUUUAUCUGACAUCUUCCUCACGAAAGCCGUGAGCCAUAAAGCAAGAUUUAUAGACAAUAGACAAUAGGUGCAGAAGUAGACCAUUCGGCCCCUUGAGUCUGCACCACCAUUCUAAGAUCAUGGCUGAUCAUUCACUAUUAAUACCCAGUCCCUGCCUUGUCCCCAUAUCCCUUGAUUCCCCUAUCCAUCAGAUAUCUAUCUAGCUCCUUCUUGAAAGCAUCCAGAGAAUUGGCCUCCACCGUCUUCCGAGGCAGUGCAUUCCACACCUCCACAACUCUCUGGGAGAAGAAGCUCUUCCUCAACUCUGUUUUAAAUAACUGACCUCUUAUUCUCAAUCCAUGCCCUCUGGUACUGGACUCUCCCACCAUCUGGAACAUAUUUCCUGCCUCAAUCCUAUCAAAUCUAAUUAUCUUAAACAUUUCAAUCAGAUCCCCUCUCAAUCUCCUCAACUCCAGCGUGUACAAGCCCAAUCUCUCCAAUCUCUCUGCGUAAGACAGCCCUGCCAUCCCAGGAAUCAACCUAGAGAAUCUACGCUGCACUUCCUCAAUUGCCAGAAUGUCCUUCCUUAAACCUGGAGACCAAAACUGUACACAAUAUUCCAGGUGUGGUCUCACCAGGGCCCUGUACAAAUGCCAAAGGACAUCCUUGCUCUUGUACUUAAUUCCCCUUGUAAUAAAGGCCAACAUUCCAUUUGCCCUCUUCACUGCCUGUUGCACUUGCUCAUCCACCUUCAUUGACUGAUGAACUAGGACUCCUAGGUCUCUUUGCAUUUCUCCCUUACCUAACUCUACACCAUUCAGACAAUACUCUGCCCUCUUGUUCCUGCUUCCAAAGUGGAUAACUUCACAUUGAAAGACAUCUGCCAAGUAUCUGCCCACUCACCCAGCCUAUCCAAGUCUCCCUGUAUUCUCCUAAUGUCCUCUUCGCAUGUCACACUGCCACCCAGUUUAGUAUCAUCAGCGAACUUGCUGAUAUAGUUUUCAAUGCCCUCAUCUAAAUCGUUGAUCGGUUUUCAACCGGUGUUAGAAGUGGACUUUCCCAUUGCCUAUUACGGCUUUCCUAUCCAAUGCUUGUAUUCUCAUAGAGUCACAGAACACAACAACUCAGAAACAGACCAUUCAGCCCAUCUAGUCUUGCUGAACUAUUAAUCUGCCUAGUCCCAUUCUCCUAUACCUGGACUAUAGCCCGCCAUAACCUCCCCAUUCAUUAUUUCCACUGGGAGCUCUUUCCACACUCUCACCACCCUCUGAGUGAAGGAGUUUCCCCUCAUUGUUCCCCUUAAACAUUUCACCUUUCACCCCUAACCCAUGACCUCUAGUUCUAGUCUCACCCAACCUCAGUAGUUCAGCCUGCUUGUGGUUAUCCUCAUAAUUUUGUAUACCUCUAUCAGAUCCUCUACGUUGACUCUAACCGGUCACCUGCAAGGAGUGUGGAGACCAGACUGACCUGAUGUUGGGUUAGAUUAGGUACCUCUGUGUUAGUUUUUUGUGGUUAUGAGCAUGUAAAGCCAAGUGCUUUCCUAACAGAGUUAGUUACCUAUUAACUUGAAUUCAUCCUGCAUAACAGAGGUUAUUAUUUGCAAAUGUUUGAGUUACCAGACGAUUUGGGAGAAAGGAGGAAUGAGCCUUUGCUCAGUCUGCCCUUUCUUUAAUCUGUGACCUCAGACUACAGCUACGGCCUCUUCCGCUCAUGGUCAUAUUAUAUUGGUUUGCGACCACUUUUUAAGUGCUAAUCAAAGACUGACUCGAACCUCUUGAGCUUUCUCACCAACACCAAGCAUUGCCUCAACUCAUGGUGGUAGAAGUAGCCCUCUCCCCACCAACGCAAGCACAUACAGUCCCUCAGUGUCUGUCAAGAGUGUUGAUGUGUAUAAGGUAGAGCUGAUUAAAUAAUUUCGUAAAUUAAUGAACGGAGCCUAUAUGUUCUGAUGGGGUUUAUCCAGAAAGUGACAGAACAACUUUAAUAUUAAAGCUGCUCUAAUCAUGGGUGGAUUGAGGAAACAUGACAAGAUCUGUCCCUUCCCCUCAAUUUGCUAUCCAAAUGUCAUUAAAUGUUUCCGGUAUUUUGGGAGCUCAGGGCCUCAAUCUCAGCCCAGGAAGCUCCUCUGUCUGUCUGAUCUGUCCUGCAGCUCAGAAGGAGUUGCACCAAUCUGUUCCUGACAGAUCUCUCCAAGACCUAAAUAUUGAUUUAUUGUUGAAACUGUUUUGAAUGGCCUUUCAGGUCAUGGGCAGCCUCUCAUGACCUGAAAACAGUAACUUCUGUCAGAUUCUUGAUCCAAUUAACCUAAAUCUCUGAGUUCUAGCCCUCCUGAGCCUCCCUGAUGAUUAUGAGCACCUCUAUUAAACCUCCCCUUAGCUUGCAUGCUCUUAAAGGGAUGAUUGUCGCCUCAUGCCUGUUGCAUCACUUGUAAAUUUUCUGUCCAUUGUCUAAGCGACCUUGCUUGCAUGGUACGUGAAGUUGACUGAGCGCCAAACCAUGGGGAAUAAAGACGUACAGGAGCCCUGUAGAGCUCUUCUCACAUUCACUUGUUUAAAAUACCACUAGUGAUUCAAGUUUUGUUACAGGGACUGAAACCUGGAAGAAUUGUGCUGUCAUUCAAAGAGGUUAUUGUGAAUGCAAGUUCAAACUCCCUCAGUUUAUAGGUAAAUUUGGGGUGGGGGGGAGAAGAGAAUGGUAAAUUAAUGUGGGGACCAUUUGAAGAUCGAUUUUCUAAAACUAAUGAGACUUCACUAAUAUUGCAGUCAACUUACAAAAGGCUAAGCUGAUGUUUGAGUCCUUAUCAUGAAAGCACUGAGAUGGAAAGACACAAAUAAUUGGACUUUCCAGUUUAAAGAUUCAAACUGUUGCAAAGAGAUGUAUUGUCACAGCAGGUUCUGAACAUUUGGAUUGGAGAUCAAAUCAGUCUUUUUCCUGUGUGCAUAUUAUAUAAAAUGUUCAAUUUAGAUGUGUAUGUUUGUGGGUGAAGAAAAGUUUGUAAAUUUUACUGUCUUUAAAUUCUGAUUUAAUGUUGCAGCCACUUUGUUCUGUAAACUUUGUUUUACUAUGUUUGACAACAAUAAUGUCAAUUAAAGUAAAUUGUUGG
Messenger RNA from Hypanus sabinus (Atlantic stingray), 10796 nucleotides. RefSeq names its product serine/threonine-protein kinase 3/4. Gene Ontology annotation, biological process: regulation of MAPK cascade; intracellular signal transduction; protein phosphorylation. The record is from RefSeq and is a predicted model, not a curated record. Bases 16 to 1575 code for a protein of 519 amino acids. Gene Ontology annotation, cellular component: cytoplasm. Lineage: Eukaryota; Metazoa; Chordata; Chondrichthyes; Myliobatiformes; Dasyatidae. The transcript has 11 exons. Gene Ontology annotation, molecular function: ATP binding; protein serine/threonine kinase activity.